GUGGUCUUUGCAAUUGUCUCAGUGACUCCACACAAGAAACUCUCUGAAGCUGUGCUGGGGGAUGCCAUCCUCAAGUUCUAUGAGAUUGAGAAUUUGAUCCCCACAGGUGUGCAAAGAGUUGCCCUAGAACCCUGGUGUGCUAAGAUGGCCUUUGCAAGUCGCAAGCUGGUGCAGAGGUUCAGGCCGCUCUUCUUCGAAACUCCACACAACGCAAAAAAUGAUAUGUUGAAGAAGUUGAAGGCAAGGCUUGUGGAUGCUGGUGUGGCGCCUGACCGUGAUGAAAAACCCAAUCUAAAACGAGAGGCUUCUGCAGAGGAUGUGGAGGCAAUUCAGCCUAAGGGCUUUGACUGGGGCGCUCUUGCUGCAGUUGUUGCAAAACACAAGGCAACUGAAGCUACUGGAAAACAGGUAGCUGGAGCUAAUGAAGGCAAGGCUCAGGAGGCUUUGCGUGCUUUGCGGGGCAAUGCUGACAGCAAAGCUGAAAGUGAAAACAAUGGACAGAUGAGACCUGUGUUCAAGGCAGCCCAGACAGAAUUCAUCAACUCCCUCCGCUCUGAAAAGAAGAUUGGCUACAGGGAGGCUUGCGCACAAUGGAUGCUUUCUGCGCAAAGGGCAUCCUUUCUAGAAGGUAUGCCUUAUGCGGAAAUGAAAAAGCGCAGGUGCUGUGCUUCACAUCAGCGUUCGGUGCUUUUCCCAUUGGGCAACAUGGCCUUGGCCUUUGUUGCAAAAGGAAACAAGUUGGCAUCCAGGAUGGCGCUAGUGAUUUGGUACGCUGUCAGCUCGGCCAUGAGAAUCUUGCUGGAGCAGCCGCAGCACUCGGCUGCAGAGUUGCAUCCCAGGCUUGAUGAAGUCUUUCAGGGCCUCACUAUCUUUAAGUCUGGAAUGUGGGGUGGCUAUUACAGCUCUGACCCAAGCCAAAGCACACCUAAAAGGCACUGGCUAUACAGCAAUGAUCGGAUGAUGCUGGAACGCAUCUUUAAUGUUGCUGGGAGGAUGACUGCUGAUCAGCUGGCUCAACUUUCGGGGCCUGCCUUGACCACUCGAAAGAGAAACGCUGAUGGUAAGCUGGUCUGGUCUGGGGUGAAGAAGACAAUGUCUGCAAGCCAGGCAUACCAUGAGAAGUUUGGCUGGCACUUGGCACAGCUAAAGCGGGAGAUGGGAGAAGUGCAUUGGGAGGAGCUGCAGCAGGAGAACGGUGGUCGUGCCCCAACGGCCAAGCAAUUGGCGCAGACCUGUGACAUCUCGAUGGACACAGCCAAAGAGAUUCUUGCAGAGCUCAAGGAGAUAGUCCCCCCUCCGCCCAAGAGGGCCAGGAAGGUUGCUGAGAAGAAGCCUGAGUCUGCAGAGAGUCUUGCAGAGAAACCUGUGCAGGAAGAGACUCAGGAACCUGCAGGGAAACCUUCUUCUGGGACACCUGCAGAGGCAAAGUCUCCUAUGGCUGUUGAAACACCAACCCCACCAAGUGCUGUGGUCGCUGUCGAUGAAGAAACCCAGCUAGAUGCGUUUGAACAACAUGUGGAGCAGUUGUUCACCGAGCCUACUGCAGGGCAGAGGAUGAAACAGUCCAUUGCAACACUGCUUCGUGGCCAGCAGAUGGUGCGUGGGAAGUCCACUGUGGAGAUUGAUUUGGCGUCUCAAGAUGAGGAAACGCCUAUGAAUGAAGAGGAAGUACCAGAAGCACCUACAGGGGAACAUGUGGACCCUGUGCGUUCUGGUGAGCUACUGGCGCCUCCUACUAUACCAGCCGCCUCUCCAGCUGUGCCUCCACCUGGUCCAGCUGUGGGUGAGAGGCAGCCAGGUGAUAUGGGCCCACCUGCAGAGCUGCCCUCGUCCUCAAGCCACAAGAAACAGUGGUUGCUUCUGGAGCGUGUUGCCAAAGGACCACGGGCAGCAAGCUACCCACAGCUUGCCAAGAUGUUCAGUGGAACAACCCUUGAGAAGCGUCAGGCUCUCAAGCGCUUCCUGGAUGCUGGUGAGCAUUUGGAGAAUGCUGAGGCCAGCUUUACUGUCACAAAGACCCAGGAGCAGGAGGUGAACCGCAACAGGGCCUUGCUGACUAUUCGCCAGAUGAAUGAGCACAACUUUUCAGCGGCAAAGAUUGCGGCUUGUGUUGCUCGUGGUGGAAUUCCAGAUGAAGAUGCUCCUGGUGAUGAAGCCAGUAUGCGCUUCUGGUGUUCCAUUUCGACCAGUGAGAGCUCAACGGACAGGUCCACCAUGUCUGCACAAGUGCAGGCACAGGUGAGGCCUCAAGAUUUGAUUCCGACCUUGACCAUGGCUCCUGAUGUGUCUGCUCCCUCUGUCAGCCUUCCAGACCCAGUGGGCAUGGUCAGGAACCAGGGCGGUGGAGUGGCAAAGGCAAAACCCAAGCCCAAGAGUGCUCCUUUGUCUCAGAUGGCGCUGGCUGGCAAAACUUUGGACGAGAAGGUGUCCCUUGCUCGUGGUGAGGUGCGGAAAGAGCUUACAGCUCUCAAUGCCUUACAUUUGGACAGCACGGAUUUUGAGCAGAUGCAGUCUCAGCGUGCAGAGAUUGAGAUGCACAUUACUACCGUGAAGGGUGACCAUGCAAGGACUGGUUUUUAA
Durusdinium trenchii is the source of this 2580-nucleotide messenger RNA. The record is from the annotation of a GenBank genome assembly. Lineage: Eukaryota; Dinophyceae; Suessiales; Symbiodiniaceae.